GGGACACGGGACACUGCCGAGCACGUCCCCGAUGGGCACCAGGCUGGCCAGAGGGGCUGCCCCCAUGCCGCCUUUCCCUGGGUCCCGCGCUGCCCUGGGCAGGGGAGCAGGGCACGAGAUCCCGGAGAUGGCCUUCCAGCGGAGCCACCGGCUGAACCUGCUGCGCCUCGUCGUGCUGCUCCUCGUUGCCUUGGGCGGCAUCAAGUUCCUCUUCCGUGACAGCUUUACCCUGGAGCUGCACAAGCACGUCAGCAAGGACAGCGGCUUCUGGGGGGACACGGGUGACGUCGUUCAGGACAUCAUCCCCCAGAGCCAGGUUCUGGAGGUCCCUGCGGCAAAGAUAACGGGCCUGAAGCAAAAGCAGCAGGUCCCCAGGGAUGUCAGUGCCACCGAGAUGAGGCUGGUCCACCUGGACCUCAAAGGAGCUGCGCCCAGAGUCUCCUACCUGGAACAGGUGUUCCCCCUCCUGUCCCAGCUGGGAGCCAACGGCGUCCUCAUCGAGUACGAGGACAUGUUCCCCUUCAAGGGGGAGCUGGAAAUCCUCAGGUCCCCGUACGCUUACAGCGAGGAGGACAUCGAACGGAUCCAGCAGCUGGCGGAGCAACACAAGCUGGAGGUGGUUCCCCUGGUGCAGACCUUUGGCCAUGUGGAGUUCAUCCUCAAGCACCAGAAGUACCAGCACCUGCGGGAGGUCGAGCGUUUCCCCAACAGCUUCAACCCCCACGUCCCCGACACCCUGGCCCUGCUCAAGAGCAUCCUGUCACAGGUUUUCCAUCUCGGGGAGGGGAUGGACUCCAAGAACUGGAUGAGCCGCAACAAGGGCGACGUGGGCACCAUGUACCUGAAGCACAUCAAGGAGGUUCUGGGCUUCCUCACGGCGCAGUACUGGGGGCUGCGGGUGCUCAUGUGGGACGACAUGCUGAGGAAGAUCAGCGUGGGAGCCCUGCGGGAGUCCGGGAUAGCGAAGCACGUCUCACCCGUGGUGUGGUUCUACGCGCCCGACUUCGAGGCUGAGCAGAUCGUGCCGUUCCUCACCAAGUACGUGGAGAGCGGCUUCGAGGCGGUUUGGUUCGCCAGUGCCUUCAAGGGCACCACGGGGCCGGCACAGGCCUGGACCCCGCUGAGCUACCACCUGAAAAACCACCUGAGCUGGCUGCAGGUGAUGCAGGCCGUGCCACGGCUGGCCCCGCUGCGCCUGCAGGGUGUUGUGCUCACCGGCUGGCAGAGGUACGAUCACUACUCGGUGCUCUGCGAGCUGCUGCCCGUCAGCAUCCCCUCGCUGGCCAUCUGCCUGCAGACCCUGGUGAACGGGGGCUUCACAGAAGAGGCAAAGAGGAAGGUCCUGGAUGUGCUGGGUUUGGAGAGCGUGCAGCUGGAGCAGAGCACCUGCGAGGGCAGGGGAGCGUUCCCCGGUGUGGAGAUCUAUCACAUGGUGGAGCAGGUUAAUGGCCACCUGAAGGAGAGCAUCCUUAAGGCCCUGGAGGAGGAGAGUGCCAUCAAGGGCUGGUUCAGCCCCUACCAUCGGAAGCGCCAGUUUGGGAACCCCCGCAACAUGGAGAGCUUUGGCAGCAAGGUGCUGAAGCUCCAUGAGGACUGGGAGAGCUUUGUCCGUGACCUGCGUGCCCAGCUGGAGAGGAUCUACUUCCCUGACACGGUGGAGGAGUGGAUGGAGGAGAACAUCAACCCCUACCUGGACCAGCUGCGGGACCUGGUGCGGGAUUACCGGGCCAUCAUCCGCCUCAAUGCCCGCCCCAAGGCCACGUAGGGGCUGCGGCCCCCCGGCUCCCGCUGCCCCCUGGCUGGGCUUUGGGGGUCACCGUGGCAUGUGUUUGCUGGUGACGGCGCUGCUGCCACUGUCUGCACUGUACAGAGCCCCUGCAC
Molecule: messenger RNA, 1881 nt
Organism: Poecile atricapillus (Black-capped chickadee)
Lineage: Eukaryota; Metazoa; Chordata; Aves; Passeriformes; Paridae
Product: hexosaminidase D-like
Exons: 14
Coding region: 32-1765 (577 amino acids)
Molecular function (GO): hexosaminidase activity
Source: RefSeq, a predicted model, not a curated record